Suillus plorans is the source of this 1512-nucleotide messenger RNA. RefSeq lists its product as uncharacterized. NCBI's taxonomy places the organism in Eukaryota, Fungi, Basidiomycota, Agaricomycetes, Boletales, Suillaceae. Bases 1 to 1512 code for a protein of 503 amino acids. The record is from RefSeq and is a predicted model, not a curated record. The transcript has 4 exons.
AUGGCUAAGAAUACCGCGAAGAAGCGUGCCGCCGGUGGGGUUGCUAGGCGACUCACUGGUCCUCUGGGAUCGCCGGUUGCCUCUCCUCCUCCAGUAAGCCCUGAAGGGGAGGCUGGGGUGGUACAACCAGACGCCCACAGCUCGUGGUGCUUGAUUUGCCGUGAUGGCGCCGAGGGGGACGUUGUACUCUAUGAGUGCAGCGCCUGCCCUCGGGUAAUGUGCAGCAGGUGCCUGGACGUUCCGUCCGCCUCUUGCGACCUUGUUGCUCAACCGGACGUUCUUUUUUGGUGCCUUAGCUGUCAUGCUGGGCACACCCUUAAGGCACCCGCGCCUUACUAUGGUUUCUAUAGAGAAAACCUGCCGGCUCAAGGAGGUAAACCUGCCCUGCAGGGUUUCCUCCAACUGAACGGCAGGUUCGAGACUGGAUCCUGCGCGGUGUUGGCCGCUGCGCCCAUCGCUGUCAUCCACUUCAUUGUGGGUGGCAGUAAUGAGGUUGUGACGCCCGUGCCUCUGCUCUCGCACUAUCUGGAGCAUUACUUCCCCAACGGCGGGUACAUUUACAUUGAAGUCCCAUUCGACGUCACCACGCACAAGAGCAUCCGCGGAUACACGCGUGCCCAGGACGCACACAUCAUCCAGCUCAAAACUCACCUCACACACAGCGGCCGCGUCUUGGCCUUCUUCUCUGAUCACUCUGAGGAAGAUAGCGGGUGGCUUUUUGCUGGGAAAGAUAAAGGUAAAUUUGUGGCUAUGAGUGUCUCUCAGGUGCUAUCUACUGUCCUAGGGCCCUAUUAUGGGAUCCUCAGCGGUGCCACCAUGAUAUUCCUAGUGUGCGGCUCUGUUGUGGCCCACGACGACGCCUUUAGCGAGCUCCAGGAAGCUCUACUCAACUACGGUGUGGCGUCCGCUAUCAUUUUCACCGCCGAACGUUUUCAACCCCUGGUUGCCACCAACUUUUUGCUCGCUCUAGCGGAGCAAGUGGUAAUUGAGCAGCUCAAUGUCCGCAUCGCAUUCCCUAGUCUUCUCUCCCUCUCCAGUCGCCUUGGACAACAUACCAAUGUCAUUUUGAUGACCAGGGAUGACGCCGACGGUACGCCCAUGCUCCUUGUCACCAAGUUUGCGCGUGCCCACCCGCAGACUCAACCUUGGGGUAUCCCAGUCCCUUCGCAGUGCCCUCUCUGUGGGUCCACUAACAGUUGGUCCGAGAAGGUCGCGGUCAAGGUGUCCUAUGAGUCUCUGGACCCCGAUGUUCCAGGCGAGGAUCCUGUGUACAGGUACCUAUAUUCCUGCACUUAUCCUGAGUGCGGUAAGGCUCAGCGCAAGCCUUGCCACAAGUUUCACAUCGAAAAACCACCUGGUUCCAUUCUCAAAGCUGCUAAGACAAAGUCGUCUGGGUGGUUCCAGUCCCCUUCCACAACUUUUCCGGCACUACCUUUCAUUGAGUCGGGCACCCAAGGCAAGUGUCCUAGAAGUUCGGAUGGGGAAGUGUCUGCUAAGAGGAUGAGGGUCUGA